Messenger RNA from Prorocentrum cordatum, 760 nucleotides. NCBI's taxonomy places the organism in Eukaryota, Dinophyceae, Prorocentrales, Prorocentraceae. The record is from the annotation of a GenBank genome assembly.
AUGGACCCCCCGAACGUUGCCAUCCUGCAUCAGCUGGUCUCCUGCAUGGCGUUGAUCGCGUCCCACUGGCUCGACUGGGUGGUCAGGGGUGACUCGAGCAUGGCGGCGGACGAGCUAUACCAGCGCUGGAUUCGCGCGGUCCAGGGUAUCAGGGCGCGGCCCACUGAACCCACCUGCAAACAGUCUGCGCCUGGUCGUAUCAUCGACUGUGCGGACUGCACCCAGAAUCUCCUGUCGCGGGUCUUGGGGCCCAGGGUUGACGAGUCCACGCCGCGUCCUGGUCAUGCUGCGGUGCACCUGCCGCUGUUGGCCAACGACCGCACGUUAUGGAAGCGGGGGCCGUUGGAGCCAACCAGCCCGCCUGACAUCAGGCCAGGCUGCUCGAGGCAGCCGAGGUCCUGGGCAUGGCUGCAGCUCCAGGAGCUCGUCCUGAACGCCACAACGGACCAGCAGCUGCAGCACUGCUGGGACGGCGUCCUGAGUGGGCAAGAGGCCGAGCCACUGGACAACUGCGACAUCGUGGGCGGCGACGUGCAAAAGCGCUACGAGGGACGCGCUGGUGCGCCUGCCACCAAGUUGGUCCAGGUCAAGACGGUCAAAUGGGCCAAGCACCUCCUCAGGGCGAAGACCCACUUGGCCAAGCUGAUCGGGCUCAUGAUCCAGCACCUAGUCCAGCGGCUGCCUGGGGCGGCCAAGAACCUGGCGGCGCUCUUGGAUCUUGGGCUGGAGCUCAUCAUCAAACCGAACUCCGAGCAGACUG